This is a messenger RNA of Kogia breviceps (pygmy sperm whale), 1404 nucleotides long. The record is from RefSeq and is a predicted model, not a curated record. Lineage: Eukaryota; Metazoa; Chordata; Mammalia; Artiodactyla; Physeteridae.
AUGUCCUUAAAGGAGAAUGAUGUUAAGGUGGCACAGUGUGGCCAGGAAAAUUUCCAAGUUUCUAAAUAUGAAAAGUCUCUACCUCUGCUAUUUUACGUCAAAGUUACAGAUGGAUCUGUUCCAGUUCCUUUAUGAUUUGUUCCUCUCAGUCCUGGACGCUACCCUUGUAAAAUCUUGUUGACAUCAAGGUAUGAUGUGCGUGUCUAUUGCAUUGAAGGUGUGGUAAAUGAAGAACGUCCAGAGGCCAGAUUUGAUUUUGAAACACCAGCAUUUGAAGCCCUUACCCAGAAUAUUCCAAUAAAUAAUAACACAAAGAAUGAAUGGAAAUGUCAAGUUACUAUAGAAGGAGAAUGGUUUUAUGGACCUCCUGUUUUACAUGUUGGACCAGGUGAGACUGUGAAUUAUCCUCUGACAUUCAAACCUAUUUUGGAAUGUGAGAUUAUGGGCAAACUUACUCUACAAAAUGAAGUAGAUGGUAUGAAGCAUAUCUUUGACAUAAAAGGGAUUGGAAAAAGACCGCUGGCCUUGGAACACAUCACCAUAGACUGUCAAGAGGGGGAGAUAACAGAUAAACCCAUAAUGGUGCCCAAUUAUACAACAAGCAUCCUAACAUUUAAAGUGUCCUCAGACCUUCCGAUGGUGUGGGGAAACCGAGACAUCACCAUAGACCCUGAUAAUGCAAUUCCCUAUAUUCUACACGUAUGCCCUUGGAAAUGUGGUGUAUUCAAAGGUAACAAAAUUAAUGAAAUAUUAUUAACUACCAUACUGGGAAAGAUGAGUGAUGAGAAUAAAUUAAAAACAGACCCUGAGAAAAGACUCUCUUGACAAAUGAGUCCAUCAGAAAGAAUGUCCUAUGUUUUUUUCUUUUUUUCAGAUGAUGCUAUUAGCAAUUUACAAAUCUGGUAUUAUCUUGAAAUCCAUAGUUCUCCUGUACCACCCUUAAACACUAUUGAAGUGAAAUGUAUUGCUCUGGAGAGUGUUUGUAUUGAAAUACGUCUCUUUAAUCCAAAAGAGAAAAUUAUUCACUUAGAUGUGCAGUUAUCGAGUGCUGCCGUUAGUGGACUCAAGGAACUUGUACUGUUUCCACUAGAUUCUCUCAACUGUGUUGUACGGUAUUCUCCAGUGACUACAGGCUAUAGAGACGAAAGGUUUGUCACUCAGGUAAUUCCUUUAGAUAAUCCUACACACGAAACCUUAGAAUUGCAAGCAACAAACAGUAAUCCUGAUAAUUUUGUCCAGGAGAUUAACAGAUCACCAAGACUAGAGCCAGUCAAUGGGCCUCAAUCACUUUAUCUUCCCCCAAGUAGCAAAACAAGAUCUGAAGGUUCAACAUCCCUGUCUGUAUUUCCAAAGCAUACGAUACCAAAUAUGUAUAGUGAAUGCCAAAACCCUGCUUUCAAGUAA